This is a messenger RNA of Prunus dulcis (almond), 1902 nucleotides long. RefSeq names its product zinc finger BED domain-containing protein RICESLEEPER 2-like. Gene Ontology annotation, molecular function: protein dimerization activity; DNA binding. Lineage: Eukaryota; Viridiplantae; Streptophyta; Magnoliopsida; Rosales; Rosaceae. The transcript is spliced from 4 exons. The coding region runs from base 1 to 1902 and encodes 633 amino acids. The record is from RefSeq and is a predicted model, not a curated record.
AUGGAUACUUUUGAAGGUGUAUCCGAAAGUGCUGAAGGUGGAGUUGGAGUUGGAGAAGUUAGAAACAAUGUGGUUGAUUCAGAUCCAUCAAACAACAACAAUGCAGUGGUAACUCAGAUUGGCCAGUUAUUAUUAUCUAAAUCUGAUGGGGCUAUCUUAACAAGGUCUUCCAAGUUCGAUCCUAUGAAGUUUCGUGAAUUAUUAGUGAUGGCAAUUAUCAUGCAUGACCUACCCUUUCAGUUUGUUGAGUAUGCUGGAAUUAGGCAACUGUUUAAUUAUGUUUGUGCUGAUAUUAAAUUGGUAUCUCGUAAUACUGCAAAGGCUGAUGUGUUGAGUCUUUAUAAUAGAGAAAAAGCUAAGCUUAAGGAAAUUUUGGGUUCAGUUCCUGGAAGAGUUUGUUUGACAUCUGAUUUAUGGACGUCUAUAACCACAGAUGGUUAUCUUUGUCUCACUGUCCAUUUUAUUGAUGUUAAUUGGAAAUUGCAGAAAAGAAUAUUGAAUUUUAGUUUUAUGCCUCCUCCUCAUACUGGUGUUGCAUUGUGUGAGAAAAUCUAUAGGUUGUUGACUGAUUGGGGGGUGGAAAAGAAACUUUUUUCAAUGACUUUAGACAAUGCAUCUUCAAAUGAUACUUUUGUUGAGUUGUUGAAGGGGCAACUUAAUUUAAAGGAUGCAUUAUUAAUGAAUGGAAAGUUUUUUCAUAUUCGAUGUUGUGCUCACAUUCUUAACUUAAUAGUGCAAGAUGGGUUGAAACACAUUGAUGAUUCUGUGGGGAAAAUUAGGGAAAGCAUUAAGUAUGUUAGAGGUUCACAAGGGAGGAAACAGAAAUUCCUAAAUUGUGCUGCACAAGUUUCUUUAGAAUGUAAAAGGGGAUUGCGUCAAGAUGUACCUACUAGAUGGAACUCCACGUUUCUUAUGAUUGACAGUGCACUUUAUUAUCAACGUGCGUUUCUGCAUUUACAAUUGAGUGAUUCUAAUUACAAACAUUCUCUUUCUCAAGAUGAGUGGGUAAAAUUGGAAAAACUUAGCAAGUUUCUUAAGGUGUUUUAUGAUGUGACUUGUUUGUUUUCUGGAACUAAAUACCCAACAGCAAAUCUGUAUUUUCCUCAAGUUUUUGUGGUGGAAGAUACUUUGAGAAAGGCAAAGGUUGAUUCAGAUAGUUUCAUGAAAUCUAUGGCAACUCAAAUGAUGGAAAAGUUCGAUAAGUAUUGGAAAGAGUAUAGUUUGAUCCUUGCAAUUGCUGUAAUAUUGGAUCCUAGAUACAAAAUUCAAUUUGUAGAAUUUUGUUAUAAAAGGUUGUAUGGUUACAACUCCGAAGAAAUGACUAAAGUUCGUGAUAUGUUGUUUUCUCUCUUUGAUUUAUAUUUUUGGAUAUAUUCUUCUUAUGAAUCUGUUUCUGGUACUUCAAGUGCCUCAAAUGGUGCUCGUCCUCAUGUUGAUGACAUGGUUUCUAAAGAAUGCUUGGAUGUUAUGAAGGAAUUUGAUAACUUUGAAAGUGAAGAGUUUACCACUUCUGCCCAAAAGACUCAGUUACAAUUGUAUUUGGAUGAGCCCAAAAUUGAUAGGAAGACAAAGUUGAAUGUUCUUGAUUUCUGGAAAGUGAACCAAUUUCGAUAUCCUGAACUAUCAAUUUUGGCACGUGAUUUAUUGUCUAUUCCAAUAUCCACAGUUGCAUCUGAGUCAGCAUUUAGUGUUGGUGGUAGAGUGCUUGAUCAGUAUCGUAGUGCUCUUAAGCCUGAAAAUGUUGAGGCACUAGUUUGUACGCGUGAUUGGAUAUUUGGCGAAGAAAAUUGUACUUUAGCACCCAACCUAGAAGAAUUGACUGAGGAUAUUAGCAAGAUGGAAAUAAAUGCUACAAAUUCUGCAGGGGGCUCUAAUACAGUCACUGUCGGUGGACAGAGUUGA